GCAACUUCAAAUGCAGCUGGCCAACGUUUGAAGGAAACAUGUCUGUCUACCCGGAAACCCUAACAAAGCAGAUCUGAACGUCUCCGCGGUCUCCUCCAGCACAGUCCGUGCCAUUAAGAGUCAAAUUGAGUUGGUUUAGUGUUGAAAACAAGACAGAGUUUGGAAACAAAAUAGAAAAGUAUGAAAACACCCUCAGUGUUAUUCGCCUGCAGCAGAACAGUACCCGAACUCUACACCGCCCCUCUGUGCGUCGACGCGCUGAGCCAGGGUGGAGUUUUUCGCAAGCCGCUGCCGAGGGAUAGGGAGAGGAACUGAGAAAAAGUCGUCUUCUGGCCUUUCCCCUGGUGGAAAACUUUAUUUGUUGUCGGGAGUUAAUUUAAGGAUCGUUAAAUCAGCUCUGUUUUCCGUGUUUGAGUGGCCGUCGACGAGAGUGGAUUAACGCGCCCAGCUAGGUAGAAGAAACACAGAGCUGAUCAUCUGAGUGGCUGUUACAAAAAAUUGGUUCAAGUCAGGUGUGAGUUGGGUGGAGGUGCAGAGCAGCAAUCAUGGUGACCCUGUCAUUAAAGAUUAGUGUGGGGAAUGUAGUGAAAACUAUGCAGUUUGAGCCCUCCACCAUGGUCUACGAUGCCUGUCGCAUCAUCAGGGAGAGAGUCCCAGAGGCACAGCUUGGCCAGCCAAAUGACUACGGACUGUUUUUGUCUGAUGAAGAUCCAAAGAAAGGCAUCUGGUUGGAGGCUGGAAAGGCUCUGGACUACUACAUGUUAAGGAAUGGGGACACUCUGGAAUACAAGAAGAAGCAGAGGCCACUGAAGAUCCGCAUGUUGGAUGGGACAGUGAAGACUGUAAUGGUGGAUGACUCCAAGAUUGUCAGUGACAUGCUGAUGACCAUAUGUGCUAGAAUAGGUAUUACAAACUAUGAUGAAUAUUCACUGGUGCGAGACAUUGGUGAAGAGAAGAAGGAGGAAACCACAGGAACCCUGAAAAGAGACAAAACUCUUUUAAGAGAUGACAAGAAAAUGGAAAAGCUGAAGCAGAAACUCCACACAGACGAUGAGUUGAACUGGUUGGACCAUGGACGGACACUGAGGGAACAGGGCGUGGAGGAGACAGAGAUGUUGCUGCUGCGAAGAAAAUUCUUCUACUCAGACCAAAAUGUGGAUUCCAGAGAUCCCGUCCAGCUCAACCUGCUUUAUGUGCAGGCUCGCGAUGACAUCCUGAAUGGAUCUCAUCCAGUCUCCUUUGAUAAGGCCUGUGAGUUUGCAGGCUAUCAGUGUCAGAUUCAAUUUGGGGAUCACAACGAGUCCAAACACAAGUCUGGCUUUUUAGAUUUAAAAGAGUUCCUUCCCAAAGAAUACAUCAAGAACAAAGGGGAGAAGAAGAUCUUCCAGGCACACAAAAACUGUCAAAACAUGACAGAGAUUGAGGCUAAAGUCAACUAUGUGAAGCUGGCCAGGUCCCUGAAAACGUAUGGUGUGUCAUUCUUUCUGGUCAAGGAGAAAAUGAAGGGUAAGAACAAAUUGGUGCCUCGACUUCUGGGUAUAACCAAAGAAUGCGUGAUGAGGGUUGAUGAGAAGACCAAGGAGGUGAUCCAGGAGUGGAACCUGACCAACAUUAAACGUUGGGCUGCCUCACCAAAGAGCUUCACCCUGGACUUUGGAGAUUACCAGGACGGUUACUAUUCUGUGCAGACCACUGAGGGAGAGCAGAUAGCUCAGCUUAUUGCUGGUUACAUCGACAUCAUCCUUAAAAAGAAAAAGAGCAAAGACCACUUUGGCUUGGAGGGAGAUGAAGAGUCAACCAUGCUAGAAGACUCUGUGUCACCCAAAAAGUCCACGGUGUUGCAGCAACAGUUCAACAGGGUCGGCAAAGUGGAGACAGGCUCAGUGGCCCUGCCAGCCAUCAUGCGCUCAGGAGCUGGUGGACCAGAGAGCUUCCAGAUGGGCUCCAUGCCUCAAGCUAAGCAGCACAUAACCAGUGGACAGAUGCACAGAGGACAUAUGCCUCCACUGACUUCAGCACAGCAAGCCCUGACUGGAACCAUUAACUCCAGUAUGCAUGCUGUCCAGGCUGCCCAAGCUUCACUGGAUGAUUUUGAUACUCUGCCUCCAUUAGGAACAGAUGCAGCAUCUCAAGCUUGGCGCAAAAACAAGAUGGAUGAGUCCAAACAUGAAAUCCAUUCACAGGUGGAUGCCAUUACAGCAGGCACAGCCUCCAUGGUCAACCUCACUGCGGGUGAUCCAGCAGAGACAGAUUACACAGCAGUAGGCUGUGCUGUUACUACAAUCUCCUCCAACCUAACAGAGAUGUCAAAGGGUGUUAAACUUCUGGCAGCACUUAUGGAGGAUGAAGGAGGAAAUGGACAGCAUCUGCUUGGUGCUGCCAAGAACCUGGCCUGUGCUGUCUCUGAAAUGCUAAAGACUGCCCAACCUGCAAACACAGAGCCUCGUCAGAAUCUGCUGCAGGCUGCUGGAAAUGUGGGCCAAGCCAGCGGAGAGCUGCUUUCUCACAUAGGCGAGGCAGACACUGAUCAACAGUUCCAGGACAUGCUGAUGCAAUUGGCUAAAGCUGUGGCUAAUGCUGCAGCAGCUCUGGUGCUCAAAGCAAAGAAUGUGGCCCAGAAGACAGAAGACUCAGCCCAGCAGAACCGGGUCAUCGCAGCAGCAACUCAAUGCGCUUUGUCCACAUCUCAGCUAGUGGCUUGCACAAGAGUGGUGGCUCCAACAAUCAGCUCUCCAGUGUGCCAGGAGCAGCUAAUUGAGGCGGGCAAGCUGGUGGCUAAGUCAGUAGAGGGCUGUGUUGAGGCAUCACAGGGAGCGACCAAUGAUGAUGGUCUCCUGAAACAGGUGGGCAUGGCUGCCACAGGUGUCACACAGGCUCUUAAUGAGCUCCUUCAACACAUCAAACAAUAUGCCAGUGGAGGCCAUCCCAUUGGACGUCAUGGAGAAGCCACUGACCGCAUUUUGGAUGUCACUGAGAACAUCUUUAGCUCUAUGGGAGAUGCUGGUGAGAUGGUCCGUCAGGCUCGUAUCCUUGCUCAAGCCACCUCUGAUCUGGUCAAUGCUAUCAAGAUGGAUGCAGAAGGAGAGUCUGACCUAGAGAACUCACGCAAGCUUCUUUCUGCUGCCAAGCUGCUGGCUGAUGCCACAGCCAAGAUGGUGGAGGCCGCUAAGGGUGCAGCAGCAAAUCCCGACAGUGAGGAACAGCAGCAGAAAUUACGAGAGGCGGCUGAAGGUCUCCGCAUGGCCACCAACGCUGCGGCGCAGAAUGCUAUCAAGAAACGCCUAGUCAACAAACUGGAGAACGCAGCCAAACAAGCAGCAGCAGCAGCCACUCAGACCAUUGCUGCUGCACAACAUGCAGCCUCAACCAACAAGAACCAGGCUGCCCAGCAGCAGCUUGUUGUGGGCUGCAAGGCUGUCGCAGAGCAGAUCCCUCAGCUGGUUCAGGGAGUCAGAGGCAGCCAGUCUCAGCCUGACAGCCCAAGUGCACAGCUGGCUCUCAUUAGUGCCAGCCAGAACUUCCUGCAGCCCGGUGCUAAGAUGGUUACAGCCUCCAAAGCUGCUGUUCCCACCAUCAGUGACCAGGCUUCAGCUAUGCAGCUCAGCCAGUGUGCUAAAAACCUGGCCAGUGCCUUGGCAGAGCUCCGCACUGCCUCACAAAAGGCUCAGGAAGCUUGUGGACCACUGGAAAUAGACAAUGCUCUAUCAACGGUGAGAGAUUUGGAAAAGGAGAUUCAAGAGGCCAAGGCAUCAGCAGAAGAAGGCAAACUUAAACCACUACCAGGAGAGACGCUUGAGAAAUGCUCCCAGGAUCUGGGUAACAGCACCAAGGCUGUGAGCUCAGCCAUAGCCCAGCUGCUGAGUGAAGCCACCCAGGGAAAUGAGAACUACACUGGUAUGGCAGCCAGAGAUGUGGCUCAGGCUCUAAAGUCACUAGCUUCGGCUGCCAGAGGAGUCGCUGCUACCACAGAUGACUCAGCAGCACGUAGUGCCAUACUGGACUGUGCUGGGGAUGUCAUGGACAAGUCAUCCAACCUUAUUGAAGAGACCAAGAGGGCCAUUGCUAAACCAGGAGCUGCAGAGAGUCAGCAGAGAUUGGCCCAGGUGGCUAAGGCGGUUUCCCAGGCCUUGAACAGAUGUGUGAAUUGCCUUCCUGGCCAGAGGGAUGUAGACAAUGCCAUCCGCACUGUGGGCGAAGCUAGCAAGUCUCUCCUGGCUGAUUCCUUCCCGUCUAGUGGAAAGAGCUUCCAGGAGGUUCAAGCUCAUCUCAACGAGGUUGCAGCUGGUCUAAAUCAAUCAGCCAAUGAAGUGGUCCAGUCAUCCAGAGGAACUACCCAGGACCUGGCCAGGGCCACUAGCAAAUUUGGACAGGAAUUUAGCAACUUCCUAGAGGCUGGUGUUGACAUGGCUGGAACAUCUCAGUCUAAGGAGGACCAGACCCAGGUGGUGUCUAACCUGAAGACAAUCUCAAUGUCAUCAAGCAAGCUGCUUUUAGCAGCUAAAGCUCUGUCCACUGAUCCUAGCUCCCCCAACCUCAAGAACCAGCUGGCAGCAGCUGCCCGGGCUGUUACAGACACUAUUAACCAGCUCAUCACCAUGUGCACUCAGCAGGCUCCAGGUCAGAAGGAGUGUGAUAAUGCUCUCAGAGAGCUUGAGUCAGUGAAGGGGAUGCUGGAGAACCCGACAGAAGCAAUCACUGAGCUGUCAUACUUUGACUGCAUUGACAGUGUCAUGGAGAACUCCAAGGUCCUCGGUGAGUCCAUGGCUGGUAUUUCUCAUAAUGCCAAAAACUCCAACCUGCCCGAGUUUGGUGACUCAGUCAGUACUGGCUCCAGAGCUCUUUGUGGUCUCACUGAAGCAGCUGCACAGGCUGCCUAUUUACUGGGUGUAUCAGACCCCAACAGCACAGCAGGUCAGAAGGGCCUGGUAGACCCUGCUCAGUUUGCACGAGCCAAUCAGUCUAUUCAGAUGGCCUGUCAGAACCUGGUGGACCCAGCUUGUACUCAAUCCCAGGUGCUCUCCGCAGCAACCAUAGUGGCCAAGCACACCUCUGCGCUCUGUAAUGCCUGCAGAUUGGCCUCCUCUAAAACUCCUAACCCUAUUGCCAAGAGGCAGUUUGUCCAGUCAGCCAAAGAAGUGGCCAACACCACUGCCAACUUGGUCAAAUCCAUAAAGGCUUUGGAUGGAGCCUUUAACCAGGCGAACAGAGAAAAGUGUAAAGCUGCCACUGGCCCUCUAAUAGAAGCUGUGGACAACCUGACUGCUUUUGCCUCCAAUCCUGAAUUCGCCAGCAUUCCUGCUCAGAUCAGCCCUGAGGGUCUUGCAGCUAUGGAGCCCAUUGUGGCAGCAGCUAAGACAAUGCUGGAAAGCUCCACUGGCCUGAUCCAGACUGCCCGUUCUUUGGCUGUCAACCCCAAAGACCCGCCCAAGUGGUCCGUGCUUGCUGGACACUCCAGAACUGUGUCUGACUCCAUCAAGAAACUCAUCACCAACAUGAGAGAAAAAGCUCCUGGCCAGAGAGAAUGUGAUGAUGCUAUUGAAGCGCUAAAUGGCUGCAUCCGUGAAGUUGAUCAGGCCUCUCUGGCAGCCAUAAGCCAGCACCUAACACCACGAGAGGACAUCUCAAUGGAGACUCUCCAUGAGCAGAUGGCUGCCUCAGUCCAUGAGAUUAGUAACUUGAUUGAUCCCGUGGCUGUAGCUGCUCGAUCUGAGGCCUCCCAGCUGGGACACAAGGUCUCUCAGAUGGCCAGUUACUUUGAGCCCCUGAUCAUGGGAGCCAUUGGCACAGCAUCCAAGAUUCUCAAUAGUCAACAACAGAUGGCUGUUUUAGACCAAACCAAAACCCUGACUGAGUCGGCCCUGCAGAUGCUCUACACUGCUAAGGAGGCUGGAGGCAAUCCAAAGGCAGCCCACAUGCACGAGGCCUUGGAGGAGUCCGUGCAGAUGAUGAAAGAAGCAGUGGAUGACUUGGGUGCCACACUGUCUGAAGCAGCCAGUGCAGCUGGUGCAGUAGGUGGUAUGGUGGACUCCAUCAAUGAUUCCAUCAAUAAAAUGGAAGAUACACCAAUGCAAGAACCUGAAGGCACCUUUGUGGACUACCAGACUACCAUGGUUAAGACAGCCAAGGCCAUCGCUGUGACUGUGCAAGAGAUGGUGACCAAGUCUAACACCAACCCAGAUGACCUUGGAGGAUUAGCUAACGAGCUGACCAAUGAGUUUGGAAAUCUUGCGAACGAAGCCAAAUAUGCAGCCGUUACUGCAGAGAAUCAUGAAAUUGGUUCUCAUAUUAAGAAGCAGGUGGGUGAGUUGGGUUUCACCUGCACAAGUCUGGUGACAAAAGCUGGAGCUCUUCAGUGCAGCCCUAAUGACACCUUUACUAAGAAAGAGCUGAUUGAAAGCGCACGGAAAGUCUCUGAGAAGGUCUCCCAUGUGUUAGCAUCUCUGCAGGCAGGUAACCGUGGCACCCAGGCCUGCAUCACUGCUGCCAGUGCAGUGUCUGGAAUUAUUGCAGACCUUGACACCACCAUUAUGUUUGCAACUGCUGGAACUUUGAACCGUGAAAAUGCAGAAACCUUCGCUGACCACAGGGAAUGCAUCCUAAAGACAGCCAAGGCUCUGGUGGAGGACACCAAGUUGCUGGUGGCUGGUGCUGGGGCCAGUCAGGAAAGGCUGGCCCAGGCGGCCCAGUCCUCAGUGUCCACCAUUACCAAACUGGCAGAUGUGGUAAAACUGGGGGCAGCCAGCUUGGGUUCCGAAGACCCAGAGACCCAGGUGGUGUUGAUCAAUGCAGUGAAAGAUGUGGCCAAAGCCCUAGGAAACCUCAUCAGCGCCACAAAGGCAGCUGCAGGCAAGCCUCACGAUGACCCCAGCAUGCUGCAGCUUAAAAAUUCUGCUAAGGUGAUGGUGACCAAUGUAACAUCGCUUCUGAAGACUGUGAAGGCUGUGGAGGAUGAAGCCACCAAGGGGACGAGAGCUUUGGAGGCCACUAUUGAACACAUCAAACAGGAAUUGGCUGUAUUCAACAGUGCUGAUCCUCCAGCAAAGACCACCACACCAGAAGAGUUCAUCCGCAUGACUAAAGGAAUUACAAUGGCAACAGCAAAGGCAGUGGCUGCUGGGAACUCUUGUCGUCAGGAAGACAUCAUUGCCACAGCUAACCUUAGCAGAAGGGCCAUUGCUGAGAUGCUGCAUUCCUGCAAGCAAGCUGCCUACCACCCAGAGGUCAGCAAAGACGUGCAAAUGAGAGCUCUGCGCUAUGGCAAAGAAUGUGCUUCUGGAUAUCUGGGAUUGCUGGAGCAUGUAUUGGUGAUCAUCAUGAAGCCAUCUCAUGAUCUGAAGCAGCAGUUGGCCAGCUACUCCAAGCAGGUGGCAGGCUCCGUCACUGAGCUUAUCCAGGCUGCUGAGGCCAUGAAAGGCACAGAGUGGGUGGACCCUGAGGAUCCCACUGUCAUUGCAGAGAAUGAACUGCUGGGAGCAGCAGCAGCUAUUGAAGCUGCUGCCAAGAAACUGGAGCAGCUGAGGCCGAGGACUAAGCCCAAGGAGGCCGAUGAGAGCUUGAACUUUGAGGAGCAGAUUCUGGAGGCAGCCAAGUCUAUUGCAGCUGCCACCAGUGCUCUGGUAAAAGCUGCUUCAGCAGCACAGAGGGAGCUGGUGGCUCAAGGGAAGGUGGGGGCAAUCCCAGCUAAUGCUGUAGAUGAUGGACAGUGGUCUCAGGGGCUCAUUUCAGCUGCUCGAAUGGUCGCUGCAGCAACCAACAACCUGUGUGAGGCAGCAAACUCUGCAGUACAGGGACAUGCCAGUGAAGAGAAGCUCAUCUCAUCAGCAAAGCAGGUGGCAGCCUCCACUGCUCAGCUGCUGGUAGCCUGCAAGGUCAAGGCUGACCAGGACUCACAGACCAUGAAGAGGCUCCAGGCUGCUGGAAAUGCUGUGAAAAGAGCCUCUGAUAAUCUGGUGAAAGCAGCACAAAAAGCAGCAUUUGAAGAACAAGACGACCAGGCUGUGGUGGUCAAGAGUAAGAUGGUGGGAGGUAUUGCUCAGAUCAUUGCCGCUCAGGAGGAGAUGCUACGGAAAGAAAGGGAAUUGGAGGAAGCCAGGAAGAAGUUGGCCAUGAUCAGACAACAGCAGUACAAAUUCCUCCCGUCAGAACUGCGGGAAGAUGGCCAGGAACAGUGAGAGAAUAAGUGUGCGUCUGUAGCAGCAUGCAGUGUCGUCAGCAGAAGUCAUCUUUGGAAUGAUAAGAACCUGUUCUCAGCUCAUCUUUAAGUGGAGAAAACUAUAACAUAUAACUAUAACUGUAACAUUAAACAAUCUGACUUCAAUUCCACAGCAAACUGUUUCACAUUUAGUUUCAAAAGUUAACAAUGACGUCCGUAACGCUGAUUAAGGUAUCUGUACUUUUGAUUAUAUGGUUACACACCUAUCAGUAUAUUUUUCUCUAUUUUGAAUUCUUUUUUUUUUCAUCUUUGUGUGUACAUGCUGUGUAAAAUGGCAGUCACGCCAUUAAAUUAUACUUGCCUUAACUGUCCUAGAUAUAGAUAUCUUAUAUAGGCAAGCAGAAUUAAUGCUUCCAUGACAAUUAUGCAGAAUCUAUGCAAAUUUUAUAUGCCGUGUGUGCGUGCGUGUGUGUGCUGGUAUGCGUGUGUGUGUGUUUACAGACACAAAGUGCCUUGAUGUAUAGGAGUUCAUUGUGAAAAAGAGAUCUGUGGUUGUAUGACAGUAAUGAUAUUCAAUAUGUUAAUUGACGUACUGGUUAAACUUAAUAUAUAAAAUUACACAUUUUAAAUCUAAAUUGGGAUAAAAUAAUUAUACAGUGGAAAAAAUCAUAGUGUUUUUUUACAACCUUCAGAAUAUGUUAAAAGGAUAUCCUCCAGUACAUUGCUAUGUUUUUCUGUGUGGGUUUUUGGAUUUAACCAUCUUCAGUAUUUAGCCAGAAAUCAGACUAGAGGACUCAUUUGUGUUCAAAUAAUGAAGCCAUAUAUUUAAUUUUUAAAUAUUUGAGAUUGUUGCAAAGAGUCCAGCACUGUCAGGAUUUCUUUAAACAAAUAAAGUGUUUUAAAUUUAUACCUUUAUGUAUUAUGUACCAGGGACAUGGGAUCAGCUGUAAGUUUAUACUUGUAUCCUAAGUUUUUAGUACUUUCUAUGUAACAUGACUUGUGCUUGAUGAGGGUCUAGUAGAGAAAAAUUAUGAAUAUAUUUUUGCAAUUACACAGUGAAAGUGUAUUUGCAACAGGAAUAUUUGACAUUAAAUUGACUGUAUUUGGAUUCUUAGUGGUUAUUGACUUGCUCCUAUGAUAUGUUAUUUGUGGGAUUUUUCUAAAGAAUUCCUACAACUGAAAAGGAAAUGAUCUGAGGUAUAUAUUGGCAUUUUAUAUGGAUGAACACAAAAAUAGAUUAUAAGAUAAUGAUUAAAAUCUGCCCUUACGUUGGCCUUUUUUUCUUUUGCAUAUUAUUUGCAUAUUAUUUUUAGGAUAGCUAGAGCAGUAUGCAGUAUAACAUACAAAGGCUUUUUAAAAUUUUGUGCACAUUUUGACUAAUUAUAAUGCUCAUUCACAAUAGUACCGAUGAUGGACACUGUAACUGUGAUUUAUAUUCAAUAAAGACAGUGUUUAAAGAGA
Messenger RNA from Maylandia zebra (zebra mbuna), 9613 nucleotides. It is a transcript of the gene tln1, whose product is annotated as talin 1. Gene Ontology annotation, biological process: actin cytoskeleton organization; cell-cell adhesion. Gene Ontology annotation, molecular function: structural constituent of cytoskeleton; actin filament binding; integrin binding. NCBI's taxonomy places the organism in Eukaryota, Metazoa, Chordata, Actinopteri, Cichliformes, Cichlidae. Gene Ontology annotation, cellular component: focal adhesion; ruffle; plasma membrane. The record is from RefSeq and is a predicted model, not a curated record.